Molecule: messenger RNA, 882 nt
Organism: Aspergillus calidoustus
Lineage: Eukaryota; Fungi; Ascomycota; Eurotiomycetes; Eurotiales; Aspergillaceae
Source: the annotation of a GenBank genome assembly
AUGGCACAGCUUAAUGCCCUCUCGCCCUCGCAUCUCAAUGACCUGGAUACUAUGGGCUGCGAGCUUCCUUUUCAUGGUUCAGAAAUGCUGUCUCUCACCGAUCCGUUGUUCACUUCGCUCAUGGAGGGAAUGGAGACAUCCGAUUCUCUCUUGAAUACGGCGCCUCCAAUGCAGCCUCGGAGCUGCUGUUUUGUCACUUGCCUGGACCUCUUACGGGGUCUCUUUCCGAACGCCCAUGUCGGAUGUGAACAGUCAAACAAGGAUGGACUGACUAAGGUCUGCACCAUCGAGUCGGUCAUUGAGGACAACAAGCAAACCCUGGAGACCGUGCAGGCAGUUCUUGAAUGCCAAUGUGGGAAUGAUGGGUAUGUGAUUUCCCUUGUUUGUCUGAUCGUUAUCAGGGUUCUCGGAUGGUACAUCGCCGUGGCUCGAGAUCCACCAGGAUACCCACAAGACAAAGCGUUCAGCAGCACGAGCAGCGAGGGAAGUGAUCCAGACAGCCGUCGCCCAUCCGUAUCGUCCUAUGAGGAGCAGAUACUAAGUCUGCCUCCGUUCAUAGACAGUUGUUUCGUCGAUAGCCUCCAACAGAGUCGAAUGGCGGCGCAGCUCGUGCUGGGAGAACUGUACCGAGUGCAACAGGUCGUAUCCCUCGUCGGAUGUCGGUUAGAGAAUACACGGCACCAAUUCAUUGGUAACGACUUUCGUGGGAGUACCAGCCCGCUCUCGAGUAGUCUACCAGAUUCUUCAGGCCGACUGCUGCCAAUGGCUGGGACGGCGACGCCCUUUUUGUCGCCUUCCACGUUGAACCACCUGGAAGAAGACGUUCGAAAUCGACUACGGGCUGUCGCCUCGGGAAUAAUUGACAUUCUUCGGCAAGGAUAA